UCUACGACUUAAUUGCAAUGGAUAAAGACGAAGAGAAUAACAAGUUUUUAACUGAUGAUACUGACAAAUUGGAUAAUAACACAGAAGCAGAAAUAAUAGAAAUGUCUCAUAAAGAAGUUCAGUUAGUAAGUGAGACAGUGGAGUUUUCUGAUGUUGAUGAUAAUGUGGUAAAAUCAUAUUGUGAAAAGACAGACUCUGAUCAGACAAAAGAGAAAUUUGACUUUGAACAAGAGCAAAUGGAUGUAGAAGAUGUUUCUACCAAUGAACCUGAAAAACUUGUGCCUGACAAAGAAACUGCUGACAGUAAUGGGAGUGCAUGCAAAACUGAAGAAAUAAAUAAGCUUGCAAUGAAAGAUGAUGAUCACAUUGAACAUACACAAAUUCAAGUCGAAGAAGUAACAGGUAUAUUAGAUGAAAAUGAUACAGAAGAAAAAGAUCUGAUUAGUUUUGAGGAAGACUUAAGUGAGGAAGAAGACAUGUCUCGUAAAUGUUUUGCAGCAAAUAAUGUUUCAGACAUAAGUGAAGAAAAAGAUGUGUCUCUCAUUAAACCAGAUGGUACUGGUAUUGAUAAAAAGUUUGAAGAAGAUGAAAGACAAAACUCUACAUGUACAGAUGGAGUUGAAUCUAGUGAAAAUGGCAUAACAUUCAAAGAUGUUAAAGUUGAAAAUGUUGCGCCUGUUUCGAGUGAACAAACUAUUUCAGAAAGUGAUGACUUAAUAACUGUACAGAACAUGGAGAAUUUUGAAUAUGCAACUGAAUCAGUUGAACCUGAAGAGGUAUGUACUCUAAUUGAAGAUUUAAAUGAAAUAGAAAUGAUACCAGAAGUGUAUAAAACAGUUGACUGUAUUGAAUCAAUGGAGCCUGAAAAUGAAACAGAUCAGUGUAAUUUAAGUUCUAGUCAGGUCAAGUCCUAUGAAGCCUCUGAUCUUGAAAACAUCAAGAGGGAAGAAGGUACAUCAGAUUUGUAUCAUCAACUUAUUGAGAAACUUAAACAAGAUGAACAAACAAGUAAGAAAAGGGCUGAGAUUGAGUGUCUGGGUAAUGACAAAGUGGAACAAAUGUAUGCAGAGAAUGAAAUGUUUGAAGAAGGUUUAGAGGCUGAGCAAUGUAUGGAUCUUCUAGAUUAUAUUGCUGCUGAACAAAUUGUAAAUACUGAGGGCGAGGAAGCCUCCAGUAAUAUUUUACAAGUAAUAGAUCUGUCUCAAAACAUUGUGACACAUGUUGAUGAAAACCAAGGUAUAUCGGAGAGUGAUGAGAUAUGUGAUAUUGCAGAUUUCGGGGACAUUGAAGAGAAUGUGAUUAUGAAUGAACAAGAAAUAUUUCGCACUUUGGAAUUAACAUCUGAAGAAAAUAAUGGAAUUGUUCAAGAAAUUCAAUCUGUUGAUGACAAAAUGGUCACAGAAUCUGUCCAUAAUGUUGUUUGCAAUGAUGAGCAACCAAGUGGCAAUGGUAUUGAAUUGUUGCAGGGAAAGGAGCAAGUUGUUUUGAAUGCAAAUGAGAUUGAACAAUGUUCUCUGGUCAAAAAUGGUGUGGAAUUAGAAACAGCAGUACCUGAGAUACAUGAUGUUAAUGAAAGUAAAUUCAUUGUGCAAGGUCAAGAAGAAAAUACAUGUGAAAAUAAUAGUAAUUCUGUACCUGAUAUUGUUCAGGAUGGGUCAAAAUUGGUGAUGCAAGAAAGGACUGGUGCUGUAAAUGAAGCAGAAGAUGUUAUGCAAUUUGCUCUGCUUGAAGACUUAGAAGAAUCAUUAACAGAUGUGUCUGAUCUGGUUGAAUUGAAAAGUGAUCAUGAGAUAUUAAGUUUAGAAGAUAAUCUUAGCCAUCAGAAUAGAGUUAAGCUUGAAAAUGCCCAGGCAGAAAAUGCAAAUAAUGUAAACAUAGAAGAUGAAAAGCAUUUUAAAACAAGUAAUUUAGAAGAGAAUAGAUUGGUUAUUGGCAUAAUUCCUAGCAACACAACAGAAAUGAGCUUUCAUGGUAAAGGUGCUCUUGUGGAUGCAAGUUUGAAGGACAAGGAAGAUGAAGCAUUUAGAAUGGACAGUAUUGAGCUGAUUUGUGAUGAAGAACUGUCAGACACGACCUCUGAGGAAGGUCAUGGAUUUGAUUUACAGAUAUUAGAAACUACAAGUAAUUUAAUGAUGCUUGACAAUGACUUCACAUCACCAACUGAUAGUGAGGGUAGGAUUAUUGUAAAUGCUGCCUUGUCAGAGGAUGAGGAUUAUCAUAAAAUCAUGUCAGGUGACCUUGACAUUGACUCUGAUCAGUGUGACAGCCUUGACCUUGUUCCUGGCUCUGACCUUGAAGAUAGUGGGGUCAAUCAGUGCUUUGAUGAAAGUGAAGAUGUUCAAAAUGAAGAAGAUGAAAGGGAAGAUGUCCAGAAGAAAACAUUUACAAAGUGGAUUAACUCACAACUUUCGAAGUCUGGACGGCCAGUUUUGGAAGAUCUAUUUACAGACCUGAGGGAUGGAACACAUCUUCUGUCCCUCAUUGAAGUCCUCAGUGGUUCUCCUCAGGUGAGAGAGAAGGGUCGUAUGAGAGUUCACCAUAUCAACAAUGUUAACAGAGUACUUGAGGUGCUAGAAAAACAGUGUAAUAUAAAGUUGGUCAACAUUAGCAGUAAUGAUUUAGUUGAUGGCAACCAGAAACUAACACUUGGACUUGUAUGGUCAAUCAUUCUACAUUGGCAGGUGAAGGAUGUUAUGAAAGAUUUGAUGGAUGACCUAAGACAGACAAACUUGGAGAGGACACUACUGGUGUGGUGUAGACAGUCCACCACUGGGUAUGCCUUGGUUGAUGUGAAGAAUUUCACCACCAGCUGGAAAACUGGCCUUGCAUUUAAUGCUUUAAUCCAUCAUUACAAGCCAGACUUGUUCAACUAUGAUGAUUUAUUAACUAAGACACCUGAGGAGUGUCUGGACCAUGCAUUUACUGUUGCUCAUGAACACCUAGGUGUUGACAGACUUCUUGAUCCGGAAGAUGUGAAUGUUGACAGUCCAGACAAGAAGUCUGUUAUGAUGUACCUAAUGUGCCUAUUUAAAGUCCUGCCACAUUCCGACAUUCCCCUUGACCAGAAUGUCGACAUCCCAGUGUCACCUGUAACACCUAUAACACCUGAGUCAAUAUCGGCAUCAGCUAAUGUCGGAAUACAAGAAUCUAAAACAUCAGGGAUGGCAGCAUCAUUAAGCUCCUCGUCUAGUCGACAAAGUACGAUGAGUUCCUCUGGCUCAGUUGACCUACUUUCGUAUCAGGACAGCCUCGAGAACGUACUUACUUGGUUACUGGAGGCAGAAGAAGUGGUAGAAACACAGGAAACUCUGGGAAACACGGUUGUCGUGGUGAAAAAACAGUUCAGUGAACAUGAGGAGUUUAUGUUAGAGUUGACAAAGCAUCAGGAUAGCAUCGGGACAGUGCUGAGGGAAGGAAAUGACCUUAUUGUUGAGGGCAAGGUCAAAAGUGAUGAAGAGAAUGAAAUACGUGUCCAAAUGGGGCUCCUUAAUAACCGCUGGGAGGAGCUACGUCUUAAAGCCCUUGACAGACAGAGCAAGCUUCAGUCUACAUUGAUGUCACUACAACAACAACAACUGGAUGAGCUAGCAGACUGGUUAACAAGGAUGGAGAAAAGAAUCGGUGUAGAGAAGAAGCUUGGAUCAGAUUUGUCCAUGGUUAAACAACAGAUUGAAGAUCAUAAAAAGCUUCAGGAGGAGCUAGAUCAUCAACAGAAAAAGGUUGACAGUCUACAAAACAUGGUUGUUGUUGUAGACGAUAAUAAUACAGAAUCUGCAUGUGAAGCCAUGGAGAGACAGCUGCAAUCAUUGGGUAAACGUUGGGCAACGAUCUGUCAUUGGACAGAGGAACAGUGGCUCCUCCUACAGGAGGUGUUACUCAAAUGGCAGAGCUUCUCCGAGAAUGAGGACAAGUUCGCUGAUUGGCUGUCUAGUAGAGAAACAAUGAUAGAGAAAAUGAAGACCAGUGAUUUGUCAGAUACAAAUGUAGCAGUUGCUCAAGUACAAGAACUUAAGGUGAUAGAAAGAGACAUGGUUGUACAGGUACAGAAGUUUGAGGACCUGUAUGAGUUAGGACAACAAAUCGUACAGUGUGUAAACAAUGAUGAAGCUGUCAAGAAAAUUUCGACAGAUCUUGAAGCUUUCCAAGACAGAUGGAAAAAUUUGGUUGAAAACAUGGAGACACAGAGUAAAAAGAUUGUAAGUCUCGGACUAGAACUUGCUGAGAUUCCAGAAAUCUCCGAGGAACCUAUAGAAGUGUCAGCAGAGGCUAAGCUGAGGAGUACUGCACCUGCGGGGGCCAAAAAACGCAAGGUGGACUCUAGUGUUAAGUUCGAGUUUGAACAAGACAUUAAGAAGUUAGAUGAAUGGUUUGAGAGGGUUGAGUCAGGUUUAGAACUUCUAGCUGGAGAUGAGGAUCAAGAUUCCUUUACAACCGAGGAACAAUGUGUUCUUAUAGAGGACAGUGAGAAUGAGGUAGACGGCCAGUCUAGUACCAUUCAAAGAUUGAUAGCACUAGGUCAGACAUUGUCUAGUGAACUUAGGCAAGAUGGUGAACCUUAUGAAAAUAUUACAAAGUCUACAAACAAUUUAGAGAAACGUUGGGAAUCUUUACAGAAAAUGUUAAGUGAAACAAAACAAAAAGUGGAAUUUAAUGUGAAAUCUAAAAAAUUCUAUGAUGAAUUAAAUUCAUUAAAAGACUUAGUUGGAACUUAUGAAAAGUGGGUUGGUUCCGCAGAAAUUAUAGCUGAGGAUGCUGUGGAUAUAAAUAAACAAGUGGAGCAGUCUAAAAUAAAGCAGAAAGCCAUGAAGACUCAGGCUGACAGGGUGGAGAAAUUAUCCAAUCAAGCCGAGACGUUAUCAAGGGAGACAAAUGAUGCUAAAUUUCAACAAGAUUUUGAUGCUUUCAAUGAGAGAUGGAAAACUACCUUCCAGAAAAUAGGUGAGCGUCAGAGAAAGUUGACCGAUGCCCUAGAGAGGGCGCCACCUAAGGCUUACCUCGAGGCCAGAGAGGCGUUGCUCAGAUGGUUACAUAAUAAUGAAGAAGUUUUGGUCUCCGAGAAAUUCUGUAUCAAAGAACUUGCUGUCAUGGAAAAACAAUUAAAACAGUUUAAGACUUUAGGGGAAGAUCUUCGUGAACAGAGAACCAGUCGAGAUUACAUCAGCAAAACAGGAAAUGACCUCAUCUUGAAAGCGCCCUCUACAGAGAAAGCAGAGAAGUUAGAAGCUGAUCUAAAAAUAGUAACAAAGAAAUGGAACAGUGUAUCUGCUGCCAUGGAAACAAGAAUAAAUGAGUUAGAGACAGCAUGUGAACAGUUAAAGGAAUAUGAGACACAGAGAGAGGGUUUAAUGACGUGGAUGAGAGAGAUGGACAUAUUUCUCCAUGCGGAGGACCCGACAAAGGGCGACCUUCCAACGUUACAAGCCCAGCUUAACGAGAGUACUGAGGCUCAGAAUGAUAUAAAAACAUUACAGAACAACAUGGAUAACAUUAACCACUUGUACAGGAGCAUGUCAGUGAAUACUGACCCAACUUUCGGUGCUAAAUUAACGAAAGAAGUUGAAGAGUUAAAUUCUCAUUGGAAUAAAGUGUUAGAACUAGCGCAGCAGCAGCAUGCGAGAUUAAAAGGCUCGCUAGAUUCUAGUGAAGAAAUAUAUAAUGAGAUUAAGGCAGUGAUUAAAUGGCUUGAGCCUAUAAAAGAGGAUAUUUCUCAUAAGGAUUAUUCUGUGGAAACUUUGAACGAGUUACAGAUGAAGAAUAAAAAAUUUAAGAGUUUGAAGUUAGAGAUGGUAGAGAAAGAUGCGGAGGUAACAAAGUUGAACGAGACAACCAAUGAAAUGUUGAGUAAGGCACCGUCAGGUUCGUUACAGGACCUGGCCAGGUCGUUGAUGCGUAUGAAUACAUUAUGGACACACACAUACAACAUGUUUGUAGCUGCUGUAGAUGAAGAAACUCGCUACCUGGACCGUCUAGAGAGUAAAAUACGACGACCAGUGUCUUCCAGUGCCGAUGCUGAGGACAUCUCAGAACAGAUGGAUGAUAUGGAAUCAUAUUUGAAUGAGCAUUCAUCAGAAAAUAGGGCAACUAUAGAAGAAUUAAAACAGGAGUUGAUUGUGAACAGUAUACUUACAGAUCUAGUCAGGACUGAGUCUGAACAAUACACUAACAGGCUCGAGACUUUAGAAAAACAGGCUAGAGAGAAGAUCAAACUCUUGAGGGAAACCAUCAAGGGGUUCCCAAACAGUAGAGAAACAAAUUUCUGGAGAUGUUUACAGUGGAUGAAAAGGUGGUUGACUUCAAAUCACUUGCCUCUUACUGCUGUUGGUUGGAAUCCCGCUUGGGACUUUGGAUUCUUUCAUCAAAUGAAGGAAGAGUUUCGUCAACAAGAAGAAGUUAUCAAAGCUUUAGAGAAACAAUCAGAAAAAUACAAGGCUGAUGGUAAAGACGAGGCAGCUAGUAGACUAGAUUAUCAACUACAGAUGACUAAGAGACAUCUUGGAGAUCUAACGGUGAAAUUUCAGAAGUUUCAGCGUCCGGCUGACUUUGAGCCGAAACAGAGUCACGUUAAACGUGAGCUUGACGGUAUACUAGAGAGAAUAUACUUGCUGGAGAUACACGGGGACGAUCUGGACCAGUUACAGGACAAACAUGAUCAUUGUAUGAAAUUCUACACAAUAAUGAGUGAGUUAAAGUCGGAGGUAGAGUAUGUGAUAAAGACAGGUCGACAUAUUGUAGAGAAAAGACAAGUUGACUUCCCAGAUAAACUCAAUAAACAACUGGAUGCUUUAAAACAACAGUUUAAUGUCAUUGGUGCUCAGGUGACCGAGGGUAAGACUAAGAUUGAAAAAGCUUUAAAACUGAACAAGAAGUUACGUAAAGAGUCGUCUGCUGUUCAUGAUUUUAUUAAUCGUAGUAACCAGGAGCUUGAUAUACGAGAGAAAUCAGUGACGCCCUCUAGUGUCAAUAAAGAAAUUGCUUUUGCCAAGGCAACACACGAGGAGAUGAUUCGUCGCCAGUCACUGAUCAGUUCCAUGAAAGAUUUGAUACAUCAUCUAGCAGAGCAGACAGAGGAAGGGGUUGUCAUGGAAACAAAAACCAACUAUGAGAAUCUUGUUAGUCAGUGGAACCAGCUGUCGGAGAGACUGACAGCCUGGAUAACUAAAUUACAGUCAGAAGAGAGUAAUGUAGAUGAAGAUUUCCAGAAUUUUCAGAUGUUAUUAAUGAAGUUAAAGGAUUGGUUAACUCAGACCGAGGCUGUUCUACAUACCCACGAUACCCUGUUACCAAAGCAACAAGCUGCUGAUUACUGGACUGGUAAACUUCAGAUGUUACAGAGUGACUGUGUAGAGAAGGCAACUGACGUAGAUGAGGUGAGAGAAUCGGCCGUACAUGUGAUGAGUCAGAGUAACCGAUACACCAGUAUGGUUGAACCAGAACUCACCUACCUCAACCAGAGGUGGGCCGAGCUUAUACAAAGAAUAAAGGAUAAACUUGCUAACCAACCAUCAGAUGAUGCUGACAGUAUAGUUGUUCACUCACCUAAAGAAAUAGAGCACACAGAGGUCAAAGUUGAGGUUGCCAAAACAACUGUUACCAAGACAACAGUAUCCCAGGUGAUGACCUCGAUGGCCCCUGUGUUAUCAACAGACGACAUUGAAGGGUCGGCGACAAAGUUUCAUACACUAUAUGAUACAGCACAGGAAAUGAUCGAGGCUUAUCAGAGAGAUAUAGUUUGUCAUGGUAACCUGCAACAUAAAGACGGCAUAGGAGACCUGCAGGAUAAUGCUAAGAAAUUGGACACCAAUUUACAGAGAAUGAAUGAGAAUGUAGAGAGAUUGAUAUACCAAGGUGACUCGUUGUCAAGGCAACUAGAAGAUGAAGAUCCCUCUGAGAGUUUACGUAUACAAGCCGAGGUAGAAACACUCAAGGAUUCCUGGGAGACGUUAAAAUCUGACUCAGAGAAGAAAAGGAAAACGUUGGUGAUAAUUGUCCCGGAGUGGAUCAAGUUCAAGCAGACGGCAAAAGAUUUAGAGAUGAAUCUCGAUGCCAUGGAUGCCAACAUCAAGGUGGCCAACAUAAAUCGAGAAAUACACAAGAAAUUGCAUUGUGGGAAUAUGGGAGCAGACGACAUUUUGUCGCUGGUGUCAGCACUGACUCUUCUUCUAUCUUUAGUCUUCCUCUGUUUUAUGGCCGGUAUUUUAGGAUUUGGAAUUUUAGUCCUAAAAAAUGCUUUUGAGGAAGAGUUGAAGAGACGUCAGCGUGACCUUGACACCUUACGACAACAGGCACAUCCUCUACGUGAUAAAGGAGCCGGUGCUCUGGUUGAGCCGGAUAUAGAUAGACUUCAGCGACGAUGGCAGGACGUGAACAAUCAGGUUGCUAUGGUACAAUAUCCUCCUAUCACCAUGGAGCCAGCCGUAACAGAAGGUCAGGUGACCCGGACAACGUACACGGUUGUUCAGUCAAGUGUGACACGUGCAAGCUCUCCACGAAGUUCGUCUCAAGUAAAAGUAGAUAUACGUCGGCUUUCCGACCAGAUUGCUGACAUCAACAGACAGUUAACGGGACCAGAACUCGGAGGGAAAGAUUUCGAUGAUUUCACUAAACAAGAGGAUAUACUGAAGGGUAUACAUUGGCACAGGGAGGUACAGAAACGUUUAGAAGAUGCUAAAGCAGGUAUAGAUAGACUGGAUAAUGAGAAAGAAGAGAUAUUUGCUCAAUGUGAACCUGAUGAAAGAAAAAGGUUACGGUCACUACUACAAGAUCUACAUAGUUCCUGGCAGGAUAUUAAUGAAUCUUAUACAGAUAGACACAGGCGAUGGACUCGGGCAGCAGAACAAUGGAGACAGUACCACAAGGACCUGACAACUGUCACAAAAUGGCUGACAGAAACAGAACAAAAACUGGCAGACCUCAAAUAUAUACAAGAUAGCAAACUUUUAGAGAAAUCAUACGCUGAUCUGGAACUAGACAUCCGAGAUCAUCAAGGUACUGUUAACAGUAUGAACGCUGCCGGUAACGAAAUUAUCCGACAAUCUGCGGCACCUGAUUCCAACAAGCUGCGAGAAAAACUUGAAGAUGUGAACCAAAGAUGGAAAAAUAUCUCAACAGAAGUUCUUAAUAGACAAGAUAGAUUGGAGCAGGCCAGUGUGAAGACAAGUGAGUUUACUGACGACAUGGAUGAGAUGUUUUUCUGGAUAGAUGAGACUGAAAAUAUCAUCUCCACUUCUCUCAAACCGGAGGAGCAAUACCUGGAGGAACUCCUCGAGAAAAUGAGGGACCGUGAGGAUGACAUACCUGCCAAGAAGCAGACGGUUGGAGCAAUCAACAGAAGUGGUGAAGUCCUCUUAAAACAUGACACUCUCAGUAAACAGGAUAGGGAUAAUAUACACAAAGAUUUGGAUAACCUUAAUGCCAGGUGGUCUAAGGUAAUGAAUGAGAUUCCGGAGAGUAUCACAAUGGGGAGAAUUGUUACAUCAACAACGCAGGAAGCUGUGAUAACAAAACAACAAAAUGUAAACAAAGUAAACAAGACAUGUGAUCAGUUAAAAUCCGAGUACCAGACAAAUUUACCUGAACCAAUCCAGACAAAGAUGGACAAGCUUAAUAUAGACUGGGUCAUUGUGAAGGAACUGGCAGAGAAAAUGGAGCCUACUCCACUAGACUCAUCUGUACAUGAAGUGUUUGCUCAAGUGAAAGUAUCACAAGCAGCUGCUCAGCCUGGGGUCAAACCUGAUUGGUCAGAUUUUGACCAGUCAGUGGCGGAGCUCCGUGAUUGGUUGACGUUGUUGGAACGUAUGUUGAAGUCUCAACGUGUCACAGUCGGUGAUAUAGAGGAGAUUGAACAGAUGACCAAAAAACAAAAG
Molecule: messenger RNA, 9863 nt
Organism: Ruditapes philippinarum (Manila clam)
Lineage: Eukaryota; Metazoa; Mollusca; Bivalvia; Venerida; Veneridae
Product: dystrophin-like
Biological process (GO): synaptic signaling
Cellular component (GO): plasma membrane
Molecular function (GO): protein binding
Source: RefSeq, a predicted model, not a curated record